AAAAAAAAAAAAAUCUCUUUCUUGUCUACUUUGCCAUUAUAAGUCCAUAACACUGAGCCUGGUAUCACAUAUAAUCAUAUUAGACAACAUCACAUUACAGUGAUGAAGAGGAUGACAAUGAAGAUUAAGCUUAUUCCCUCAUCUCUCUCCCCACCCUUUCCUAACUUGUGUUUCCCUCUCUCCUGUCAGUCCUCUAUACGUGGACACACUACUCAGUGAAUGCGUAGUUUGACAGAAGAUUAAAAAAAAUACGAAAAAGAUUGAACAAACGCAUAAGGUGACAGACAGCAGUUCUCACUCAAGACGUAAAGACUACUUGCAGGAUGUCUGGCUCUACCCAGGAAGAAGAGGAGUUGCCUGCCAUUCACACAGGUCCAAAAGGUGUAAUAAAUGACUGGCGAAGGUUUAAGUUGGACAGUGUUGAUCCAACUGUCCCGCAAAGCAAGAGAGAGCUGCUUAGACAAAUGUCGAGCCCCCGAGAGGAUGACAAGGAGAGACUCAACAGAAAGAUGAGUGUUCAAGAGUACGAAAUGAUCCAAGAAGAUGAUGAACGUUGCCUGAAACGCUACAGAAAACAGUGUAUGCAGGAAAUGCAUGAGCGCCUGAGCUUUGGCCCCACAUUUGAAGAAGUCCACGAGCUUGAGACUGGAGAAGCCUUCCUGGAAGUCAUAGAGAAGGAACAUAGGUUGACCCUGGUGGUUGUCCACAUCUACCAACAUGGUGUCAAAGGGUGUGAACACUUGAACUCAUGUCUGGACUGUCUGGCUUCAGAGUAUCCCAGCGUUAAAUUUUGUCGUAUUGAUGCUGUGGCGACAGGCGCUGCUGAGCGCUUCUCCCCAGAGGUUCUUCCUGCCCUGCUGGUGUACAAGGCUGGUGAGUUACUGGGUAACUUUCUGGCUGUUACCAAACACUUCAAUGAAGACUUCUUCGCAACGGAUGUAGAGGGGUUUCUUAAUGAAUAUGGCCUGUUACCUGAGAAGGAGUUCACAGCAUGUGCUGAUGAUGAGGAUGAGACAGGGGACGUGGAAUAGUAAGACAGCGAAGGAGGAGAAGAUGGUUAUUGAUGGAAGGGGAGAAAACAAUGGAUUGUAGUGGAGGAAGAGUGGGUAAAAGCAGAUGACAGUAAAUGGGCAAAGGAAAGGAGAAAAAAAUAUGUGGAAACUGGAGGAAAACAGUGGGGACAGUGUUUCAGUCAAGACACAUACACACAAGUUAAAUAAGCUUAUAUAUUGCAUGUGCAGAUAAACACAAUAGUAAGCAUCCACCAGCACACAUGAAUGCUGAUUGUAUUUAGAAGCACUUAGGUGUAAACCACAUGGUGUGAGUCUGUGUUGAA
This is a messenger RNA of Epinephelus fuscoguttatus (brown-marbled grouper), 1336 nucleotides long. It is a transcript of the gene pdca, whose product is annotated as phosducin a. The coding region runs from base 324 to 1031 and encodes 235 amino acids. The record is from RefSeq and is a predicted model, not a curated record. NCBI's taxonomy places the organism in Eukaryota, Metazoa, Chordata, Actinopteri, Perciformes, Serranidae. The transcript has 6 exons. Gene Ontology annotation, biological process: regulation of G protein-coupled receptor signaling pathway.